AUGUCAGAUGCUGUAGUAAGGAAUAAUCCACGUGUAUCGAAUACAUCAACUUCAAGUAAAGGAAAAAAGAAGUUAUCUAAAUGGGUUAAGAGAAUCAUCCAACCUGCAAGGGAGACACCACCAUCGCUAUCAUCACCACAGCAGUUUUCACAACAACAACAAAAACAACAAACAUCCACAACACACGUAGCUCCAACUGUCAAAAAAGUUAAACAGACAAAAGUGCAAUGGGAUCAAGAACCACAAAAGCCUAAGAUGAUACGGACAAGUGCUGCACAACAGGAUGAUGAUACUAUAUCUACGAUAACAGAUACAUCACUAGCCUCUGAAGAUUCUGAGGAUUCUGAUAAUGCAAGUAUGGCUCCUUUAUUCUCAUUUUGUUCAUCCUCAGUUAAAUCGUCAACGUUUUCAGAUAUGCAUUCUAUGCAAUCUACACGACCUACAGUGAUGUCAGCUCGUACAGUAGAAACAAAUUCUAGUACAAUGGCAAUUCCUCCAGCAAGUAUUCUGGAUAGGGCAAGGGCAUCCUCUAGUUUGGCUCAUACUUCUGCUACACCUUCUAUAAUAUCAUCUAGACCGUCAAGUUCCAAACAUUUUUCGUUACAAAGACACAAUAGUUCACAUACAGUUAAUAGUAUUGUUACAAUAAAAUCAUAA
Maudiozyma barnettii is the source of this 657-nucleotide messenger RNA. RefSeq lists its product as uncharacterized. NCBI's taxonomy places the organism in Eukaryota, Fungi, Ascomycota, Saccharomycetes, Saccharomycetales, Saccharomycetaceae. The record is from RefSeq and is a predicted model, not a curated record. The transcript has a single exon. Bases 1 to 657 code for a protein of 218 amino acids.